Salvia splendens (bonfire salvia) is the source of this 1004-nucleotide messenger RNA. RefSeq names its product protein usf. The record is from RefSeq and is a predicted model, not a curated record. The coding region runs from base 137 to 859 and encodes 240 amino acids. The transcript is spliced from 5 exons. Gene Ontology annotation, molecular function: hydrolase activity. Lineage: Eukaryota; Viridiplantae; Streptophyta; Magnoliopsida; Lamiales; Lamiaceae.
GAGGUUGAAUUUAAGAAAGCCCAAACUAGUUUUAGAGAUUGAAUUUAAGAAAUCUUGACAGGGAUUAUCAAUAAAGUCCACUCCUUCCACCUUCUACCUUGCAAUUCUCUCCAGUCAUCUCUCUCAGGUUCGUGCAAUGGCCUCUUCACCAUUCAAGAAAGUCCAGAUUCAGAGGGACAACGGGACAUUUGAUGCCUACGUGAUUGGGAAAGACAAUGCUCCUGGGAUUGUUGUGCUUCAAGAAUGGUGGGGUGUUGAUUUUGAGGUCAAGAAUCACGCCCAAAAAAUCUCUCAGUUGGGGUCAGGCUACAAGGCAUUGAUUCCGGAUUUGUACAGAGGGAAGGUCGGUUUGGAGGUCGCAGAAGCUCAGCAUUUGAUGGAGGGUCUCGAUUGGCAAGGCGCUGUGAAGGAUAUCGAGGCCUCAGUCAAUUGGCUCAAGGAAAAUGGCUCUAAGAAGGUUGGUGUAACUGGGUACUGCAUGGGCGGUGCUCUUGCUAUUGCAAGUUCUGUUUUGGUACCAGGAGUUGAUGCCGUGGUAUCUUUCUACGGAGUGCCUUCACCUCAGCUUGCAGAUCCUGCCAAUGCUAAAGCUCCAGUGCAGGCUCACUUUGGUGAACUUGAUGGUUUUAUCGGGUUCUCAGAUAUAAAGACUGGUAAAGAUUUGGAAGAGAAGCUGAAGGCAUCAGGAAUCCCCCAUGAGGUUUACUUUUAUCCCGGAAUCGGGCAUGCUUUCAUGAACUGUUCGCCUGAAGGGGCAGAGAGAAGGAAGAAGAUGGGGUUGCACGACAAGGAUGAGGCAGCGGUCGAGCAGGCUUGGUCGCGUUUCAACUCAUGGAUGGGCCGUUUCUUGUCGAAUUGAUCGCCACGGAUUUUCUAAAUCCCUAUCCUAAUGUUGUGAGCAUGAACUGGUAAGAUGGUAAGUGUAUUGUGCUUGUUUAGAGUGUGAUAUUCUCCAUUGUACUACUUUGUUGUGCUUCAUAAAUAAAAGCUUGUUUUGAUUGAAA